GUUUUACAAUUGCAUGCAGUCAUAGCCCCUCAGUUACACAGACUGCAAUACGAGGCCCGACGUCCUGCAGCACACAACGUCCCAUGGUUGUCCGGAAUGCAGAGAGACGCCCCUGACAGCUAGUGCUUAAUGAAACACAAUCACCAGACAUUGGAAAAAUAAACAAUGGCCACAUCAAGUGAUCGCGAUAUCCAUGUCCUGUUUGAAGAAGAUGAGGAAUAUGACUUUGAGCUGGCACAACGCCGCAUGGAGGCUGAGAGAGCUGCUAGGGAGGAAGAAGCGUUCCAAAGGAACACCCUGAAUCUGGACAUUCCCCCACUUCCAAAUGGAAAAACGCACCAUCUUUUCAUUUCCCAUUGUAAUGAUCCUCCGGAAGAAGCGGAAUGGGCAGAGCAACUGGUCAACACCAUGGAGCGAGACUUUGGCUUGAAAUGCCUUUGGCCAAAACGAGACUUUACCCCCGGCCAUGAUGUUGGAGCCUUGAUACAGAGUGGAAUCGUGUCUUCUGUGAAGGUUGUCUUCAUUCUUUCUCCUGCUUCCAUGGAAAGCCGAUGGUGCGAAUAUGAACGGAAUUUUGCGUUUGGCAUUUCUGUUGAGAAUAAGGAAAAUCAGAUAAUUCCUGUAAUGUUAAGCCAAUGCGACUUUCCAGGCAUCCUGAAGACCCUGAAUUAUAUUGAUGUACCUGCCGGAGAGGACUAUGCAUUCAAAAUUCGGCGAUGCUUUGACGAAGACACACGAGAUUUUGAACAUCUUGUUCCGGAAAUGAUGAAAUACUGGAAAAACGAAAAAGGGGCAGCAAAUGGAACUGUUACUAAGAUCAUUGGGGAGAAAAAUUUGAAAUCCACUUGUAGAGGGCCUGCGUAUUCUUUUCGAGAUCUCGACCAGCACCAACGUUACGAGCUUCGCCAACUUGGAAGCAAGUUCGCUGAAAGAGUAUAUUAUGAAGCAAAGGAUAUUGCCAACACCUCUGCCUGUAUGAAGUACUAUUCCACCAUCCACUCCUUUCGUCACUGUUGCGGCAUUUGCUGUUGCGGCACAACAUUCUGCAUUUUGCUGAUGCUGCUAAUUAUCUGCAUAAUGGUAGCAUCAGAUAAGAAAAUGUUGAAUAGUGACUUUCUUUCAGCUCUUGUUCUAGUCAUACCUCUCCUCGGAGCAGGUUUGGUCUAUGUUGCACAUGUGCAGAUGUUAAAGAGAUUGAAAGCUCGAAUACAAGCAUAUUCCCUGAGGCAUGUUUUAAGAACCAAUAUCCUCAUCAACUAUGAAUCAAGCCGCUGGAGACCGACCUUGGAGGUCAUGUUUUAUGACUUACAACCAUGUAUGAAAUACCUAUGUGACAUCAUUUACGAGUCACGUGACGCUGGUGAAGCUGUCCCGGACAGAGACAGAGAGUUUCAGGAUAGAGCACGAAACACUGGAAAACACCAAAUACUCUCUUGCAUUGAAAGGAAUUAUGACGAUCUAUUUGGGGACAGAUUUGUAACAAGUGUCGUAAACAGGCAUCCCACAUUUCACAAGAAGAAAUGCAUCUGCGAAAUGCUAGAAAAAGAGGUGUUGCAAAUGUGUCAAAACCAAAUAUGAACCCAAUUUAUGUAUGAUUCUGGUGAACACUUGUCUCAAGUAGACACAAAUCUCCAUAUGCAUCAAUAUUAUUUUAUUACCGUCACCUUAUUUGACAGUUCUGCAACAAAGCUGGCACAAUAAAAUUGGCAAAAAAUCCACAAGAGUGCCCUUAGAUUUGAUUGUGUGAUGGUGAUUGUAACAGCUCACUUCCCAGUCGAUUAUCUAUGUCUGGUGCUACUUUUCUUCAUAUAAAUCGUUAAAGGACAUGGCUCGGGAAGUAAUUCAACAUCAUUUCCCCAAGCUACAUUCAAAACUUAAUAACCUUAAAACAAACCACCUAUUUCCUCAGGCAGGCAGUAUUAAAACGACGGAGAUCCCCCGGGUUAAAUCAUCAAAGCUUGGGUUAAAGUCAUGUUCAUAUGAAGCUCCUCGGGUCUGGCAUUUGUGCCGAAUGAGUUCCGAAAAUCAUAAUCAUACAAAGAUUUCUGCAGACUGCCCCAGAAUACGAAAGCCUAAUGGUGCCACUUUUGUUGCAUGUAUAUUUGUUUUAAAUUGAAAUUUCUCGUUAUUUCAAGAAUUUGUACAUUUUCUCGAAAUUUCGAGGUUUUUACUCCUUUUGUAUCGAUCAUAUUUUCGUUAUUUCAAGUCAACUUCAAGAACUCGAAAUUUCGAUUUUCUCUCUUUGCUUCAAUUAUUUUAUUAUUAUUUCAAUUAUUUCUCGUUGCUUCGAGUUUUUUCUCGUAAUUGCGAUUAUUUUCUCGUAAUUGCGAUUAUUUUCUCGUAAUUGCGAUUAUUUUCUCAUAAUUGCGAUUAUCUUGUUAUUUCAAGUUUAUUUAAAAUACUCAAAAUUUAGAUUUUUUUCUCGUUGCUUCAGUUAUUUUCUCGUUGCUUCGAUUUCUCUCUCUCGUAUAUUUCAAUUAUUUUCUCGUUAUUUGAAAAACUUGAAGUUUUGAGGUUUUUGUCGGUACUUCUAUUACUUUCUCUUCAUUUCAAUUACUUUUUAGUUGCUUCGGCUUUCUUCUCGUUUCUUCGACUAUUUUCUCGUAAUUUCGAUUAUUUUCUCGUAAUUGCGAUUAUCUUGUUUUUUCAAGUUUAUUUUCAAGUUUAUUCAAUUAUUAUAUAUUCUACUUAUUUCAUCUAUUUUCUCGUUGCUUUGAGAUUUUUCUCAUUAGUUCGAUUAUUUUCUCGUAGUUGCGAUUAUUAUCUUGAUCUUGAAAAUCGUACCAUAUUUCUUCAGCAAACUUAGCACAUAAUGUGAUCUCGCAGUAUUGAAUACAUUUCCUUUCUUGUUGGUAAGUUCUGCAUUGCUUGUGUGUAUGUUCCUCUAAAAGUGUCAUGGACACAGUGUUUGCAUUCACUUACUAACUUCAUGCAGAAACACAACUCAUUACAAUACAACAGUGUAACUGAUCUUAAACCUACUCAACUGUAUAAACACAAUCUCCUAUCCUGUAUAUAUUCUUGUCAGCCAUACGGGGCGUUCGGGUAGGCUAGUGGUGGAUUAGCUUUAUAUUCAGUAGGAGCCUGGGAGUAUUUGUAACGUACAACACCCAGUAUUAGCAGCUCUGUUAGUUUUCAACUCUGUUGUACAGCAUGAUUGUGAUUUAAGUUUUUUUAAAGUUGUUUUAGUCAUGUUAACACAUUUCUUGGCGAGUGUCUUGUUUAACCCCGCGUUCAGCAAUAUCCCAGCUAUUUACAUCAAACUAACGUCUCGUCUCACGCCGUGUGGAUAUUAUGAUACAUGAUCAACAACGUUAUCGGGCUUAAAAACCCGAUCCAUUAAGUCGCCCGUUACGACCAGUAUAGGUUUCCGAAGACAUAUUUUAUCCCGAAAUCUCCACGAGGACAAUGAGUUGUAUUUUUAGAUGUAAAAGUUAUCUGUACUGUUGAUCUAUAACUCAAAUAUCUUUCAUUAUCUGCCAUUAAAUUAAUUUUCUUUGCAUUGUUUAUGUGAUAUUGCUUCUCAAAUAAAGAGUUUCAUUGAACUGAA
Messenger RNA from Haliotis rufescens (red abalone), 3550 nucleotides. RefSeq lists its product as uncharacterized. Bases 166 to 1578 code for a protein of 470 amino acids. Gene Ontology annotation, biological process: signal transduction. The transcript has 9 exons. The record is from RefSeq and is a predicted model, not a curated record. NCBI's taxonomy places the organism in Eukaryota, Metazoa, Mollusca, Gastropoda, Lepetellida, Haliotidae.